AUGUAUGGGGCUCUGUUCGUGCUUUGCCAACUUGGUUUGACGAUGCUCGGAUUGGGCAGUAGUGGUGGCUCGUCGCUGUACAAAUUCCCAUUGCUCAUUAAAGACCGGUACGUUGCUUCUUGGACUUUAGCCAUGGCCAUGGCUUCGUUUAGAGAAUCUGGGAAUCGCAACCUAAUACACUCAUCUUCGGCGUCAAUUAUUUACAGUUACAAAAAUAGUUUUAAUGGAUUUGUCGCUAUGUUAACGAGCGAUGAAGUUCAACAAAUUUCGUCGAUACAAGAAGUGGUGUCAGUGUUUCCAAAUAAAAUCAAUCAACUACACACGACAAGAUCAUGGGAUUUUAUGAGAUUUCCACAAACGGUUAAACGAGCAACAACAGUGGAGAGCAACACUAUUGUUGGAGUAAUCGAUACUGGAAUAUGGCCUGAGUCCGAUAGCUUUAAGGAUACCGGGUUUGGACCCCCACCAACUAAAUGGAAAGGCUCCUGUACGGGAUUAACCAAUUUUACUUGCAAUAACAAAAUUAUCGGAGCAAGGUACUACAAAAUCGAUAAAGUCUUCGGCCAAAAUGACAUCCAAUCGCCAAGAGACUCUGAGGGUCAUGGAACUCAUACAGCUUCAACGGUCGCCGGCGACCUUGUUACUUCGGCAAGCUUUUCUGGUCUCGCCGCCGGUACAGCUCGAGGAGGAGUCCCGUCGUCGCGGAUCGCCGUAUAUAAAGUCUGUUGGUCCGACGGUUGCUCAGACGCCGACCUCCUCGCAGCAUUCGAUGAUGCUAUCAAUGAUGGGGUCGAUAUAAUAUCAAUUUCUAUCGGAAGCCCAAUUCCUCAAGCCUAUCUCAGCGAUCCAAUAGCUAUUGGGAGUUUUCACGCCAUGAGAAAAGGAAUUCUUACGUCAAUGUCUGCCGGAAACUCAGGUCCGAGAGCUGGAACUGUCUCGAAUGUUUCUCCAUGGGCACUUUCAGUCGCAGCAAGCACGAUUGAUCGUAAGUUCUUUACCAAUUUGACGUUGGGUAAUGCUGCCACUUUUCAGGGAGUUACAGUGAACUCGUUUGAUCCUAAUGGUUUCUCCAAUAUAGUGUAUGGUGGUAAUGUGCCAAAUAGAACAGGGAAUGUUCCUAGUAUUGUAUCCAGCCUUUGCCGAGAGAACUCACUAGAUGCUACAUUGGUAAAAGGUAAGAUUGUUUUAUGCGACGAACUUAAUUUAGGGGAAGCAGCUCUUUUGGCCGGAGCAGCUGGUAUGGUUGUACGAGGAGAUAGAAUUAAAGAUAACGCUUACGUGUUUGCACUCCCUGCAACUUUUGUUAGCGCUAACGAUGGAAAUAUAAUCUUGUCCUAUAUUAGCACAAGCAAUGCAACUGCGAAAAUAUUGAAGAGUAAUGAAGCUGUUGAUGGAUUUGCGCCAUAUAUUGUAUCCUUCUCAUCUAGGGGACCGAAUCCUGUAACAUCUCACAUCCUCAAGCCCGAUUUGUCUGCCCCUGGUGUUGAUAUCUUGGCAGCAUGGACACUUGCAAAUUCUCCUACAGGAAUAGAAGCAGAUAACAGAAGACUUCCAUUUAAUAUCGUAUCGGGCACAUCAAUGGCUUGCCCACAUGCUACUGGUGCAGCUGCUUAUGUCAAAACCUUCAAUCCAUCGUGGUCUCCAUCUGCUAUAAGAUCUGCUCUUAUGACUACGGCCUUUGAGAUGAGUCCAAAGACCACCCCACUAGCGGAAUUUGGUUAUGGAGCAGGUCACAUAAACCCUGUAGGGGCCAUUGAUCCUGGUCUUGUGUAUGAUGCCAAUCAAACUGACUAUGUGCAGUUCUUGUGUGGGCAAGGCUACACCGACAGGCAAUUGCAAGCUGUUACGGGUGACAGCAGCACCUGCAUCAGUUUUGGGAAUGAUACUGCUUGGAAUUUGAACAUACCUUCAUUAUCUGUCGGUGUCCUUCCUUCGCUUACUUUUAGAGUCGCCUUCAAUAGGAGAGUUACCAAUGUUGGAUUGGCCUCAUCUACUUACACUGCCACGGUUCUUGCUCCAUCGACACUAAAAGUACAAGUGGUGCCCAGCACACUUUCUUUCACCAGUGUCGGACAAACUCAGUCAUUCACUGUUACUGUUGAGGGAAUAGUUAACCUGAGCUCCAUUGUCUCUGCUUCUUUGUCGUGGGCAGAUGCAACGCACAAAGUGAGAAGCCCCAUUGUUAUUUUUGCCACUAUAUAAACAACAAACAUGAUGAUAUUGCAUAGUAUUGAUUUUGUGACAUAAAUAAGGUAAUUAUAGAGAAAGGUGUGAUUUUUUAUUUUAUUGACGGGUUGUCAAAGAACAAAUUGUUUUCAGAGAAUGUGUCUCGAGAGCAUAUGUUCAUGGUUUGGUGUGGUGUGCUAUAUCUUUGUGGAUGUAUUAAACCUCUUCACGAUUGUGAUUUAUUUAACGCCGAUUGCUUU
Molecule: messenger RNA, 2426 nt
Organism: Impatiens glandulifera
Lineage: Eukaryota; Viridiplantae; Streptophyta; Magnoliopsida; Ericales; Balsaminaceae
Product: cucumisin-like
Exons: 9
Coding region: 1-2202 (733 amino acids)
Biological process (GO): proteolysis
Molecular function (GO): serine-type endopeptidase activity
Source: RefSeq, a predicted model, not a curated record